AUGGGAGACAUCUCAGAACAUUACGGUGGGUCAAUUGUGGCAAUGGUUGGAGGAGACUCCCUGAUUGUUGUAGGAGACAGGAGACUUGGAAUGGCAUCGUUCACUGUUGGAACAGAGAGGAGUUCCCUCUUCGUUCUGAGCAGGAAGGUUGUGCUGGGGCUGACUGGAUUUGUCCCAGAUUGCCAGAGUUUGCAUGAGAGAAUAAAAAAGCAGGUGAAGAUGUUUGAGUUGAACGAAGGAAGGGAAAUUGAGGUGGAUGAGGUGGUUGGACUGGUCAGCUACAUCCUGUAUUCACACAGGAAGACAGGUCCACUCUAUUUGAGUCCAAUUGUAGCAGGACUGGAUUCAGAAAACAAGCCAAGAGCCUAUUCGUUGGACUGUUUGGGCUAUAUUUCUGAGUACCAGUUUGUUACGGCAGGAACAGCAUGUGACAAUUUGACUGGAAUUUGUGAAGCUCUUUUUGUAGAGGGAAUGGAAGUGGAACAGCUGUUUACAACUGCAAUGCAAUCAUUUUUGAAUGCAGUUGACAGGGAUGCACUGAGUGGAUGGGGCGCAGAGUGCUAUAUUGUGGGCAAAGAGGGACUGAUCAGGAGAGAGGUGAAGGGGAGAAAUGACUAG
Molecule: messenger RNA, 618 nt
Organism: Enterospora canceri
Lineage: Eukaryota; Fungi; Microsporidia; Enterocytozoonidae
Source: the annotation of a GenBank genome assembly